This is a messenger RNA of Macaca mulatta (Rhesus monkey), 1565 nucleotides long. Lineage: Eukaryota; Metazoa; Chordata; Mammalia; Primates; Cercopithecidae. The record is from RefSeq and is a predicted model, not a curated record.
GGGAUUCAGUUUUUGAAAUAAAACACUGAGCCUUCAGUGACCUUCCUGAACAUGUAAAAGCACAGCUGUCUGCAUGGCAGCAGUUGUACCUCACAAGGUGGAUUGUGCCUUUACCCUGGAACGUUUAUGAUGCCCUAUCACCAUGGUGGUGGGAUUAGGGAUCUCUUGCCCUUGGUCGUAAGUGGCACUGUCUGUGCUGAGUUUUCCAAAGGUCAGAGCAGAUUGAACUUUUGUGCUUUCGUUUUUCCUGAUUUUGACUUUCCUUAUGGGGAACCGGUUUUCCUGCUUUCAAGGUGACUCGAAGAAGCCUUCCAAAAAGCAUGUGAAAAGGGAGCCCUGCUCUACCACUACGGUGACUUCUUCGAGCACAAUCAAUGAAAUUUUGAGAAGAUACAGCCUGUACACCACCCAACGUUGGAGGCAUCAUGGCUUCUGGGGAAGGAAGAAGGUACACCCACAAGAAGUGCAGCCGGUACCUCUGACCCGUGGUCAACAGACAGGACAGACACGGGCAGGCUCUGUCCUAAAACAGAAGGAACUGUGCGACCGUCGUGAUUGGAAAUUUGUGAGGAUCACCGUGUUACUCAAACUGUUACGAGCAUGAGAUUCCAAAGUACUGUGAGCCUUGGCCCAGUCUCGAAGGUAAAGGAAGGCUGCUAGCAAGACUGGCAUCUGGGCUUGGCUGUGUGUGUUUUCUGCUGUGGGAAAAUAUACAUAACACAAUAUUUAUCAUUUGAACCUUUUAACCAAAGUGUGCAUGCAGUGGCAUUAAAAAUAUUCACAGUGUUGCAUAACGAACACCACUAUCUACACCCACGAUUUUGAUGAUUUCUUACAAAACCUUGUCCACAGUAAGCAAUAUAUCGCCUUCUCCCUGUUUCCAGCUCAUGGUAAUUCCUAUCCCACCUUCUUUUGUAUGAAUUUGAUUAUUCUAGGCACUUCAUGUAAGUACAAUUAGACAAUAUAUUCCUUUUGUGUCUGGCUUAUUUCACUAAGCACAAUAUUUUCACUGUCCACCCAUGUUGUAUCAUCUAUCAAAAUUGUGUUCCUUUUUUACAGAUGGAUGAUAUACCAUUGCAUGUAGACCACCUUGCUUUUAUUACAUUCAUUUGUUCAUUGAUAGUUGGAUUAUUUCCACCUUUUGGCUCCUGUGAGAAGUGAUGCUGUAAACAUUAGUGUACAAAUAUCUGUUUGAUUUCUGUUCUCUAUUCUUUGGGGUAUAUACUUGAGUCGAAUUCCUGGGUCUAAAGGGAGUUAUAUAUUUAACCUUCUGAGCCAUUGCAGACUGUUUUUCACAGUGGCUGCAUCUUUAUCCAUUUCUACCAGCUAAUGUAUCAGGGUUACAAUUUCUUUACAUCCUUGUCCACACUUACCUUCCUUUAAAUCAUCCUAGUAUAUUGGUGUCUACUUGUGUUUUUCAAUUGCAUUUCUCUAAUGACUAUUGAUGCUGAGCAGCUUUUCCUAUGCCAUUAUCCGUGGGUGUAUAUUCUUUAGGGAACUAUAUGUUCAAGUCUUUGCCAAUUUUUAAAGAGUUGUCUGGGGCCAGGUGCGGUGGCUCACGCCUG